CGAUACUUUUAACGUGAAAUCGUACACUUCCGUUCUGACCCUGGCUAACGCGUUUGUGUAUUAACUGUUAGCCACGUCUCACCGCUGUUCCACACCUCGUAACUUCAGGUUGACAUUGUUUCCCUUCAGUACGGUUUGUGGAGUUAAAGAACGAAAGGUCAGUCAGUGUAGCUAUCGACUUAACGCUGCAUCGCGCAUCGUUGACGCUCGACUUCGGUUAUUUUGGAUCUUAUAGCUAGCUAACGGUAGCGUUAGCAAAGCAGCUGCAGGGAUGGCGGAGGUUCCAGGGACAUCAAGUGAGACCAUAACGGAGACAGUUCAGACGAGCACACCGCCGCCGCCCCAGCAGGAGGGGCGAAGCUUGACAAUCAAGUUGAGGAAGAGGAAGACUGAGAAGAAGGUGGAGUGGUCUAGUGACACUGUUGACAAUGAACACCUGGGAAGAAGGUCUUCAAAGUGCUGCUGCAUUUAUGAGAAGCCCCGACAGUUUGGAGAAUCUUCCUCUGAGAGUGAGGGAGACGACGACGACGAAGGGUGUGGCAGCGCUCACUGCAUCCUGGGCCACGGCAGGAGAGGCCAUGGACAAACAGGGGGUGGGGGGACCACAGUACCCCCAAACUCUGGGGGGUCACACACGCACUAACGAAAUGCAGGGCUGAUUGUGUGGUCUGAGGGCCAUUUGGCGCCAUGACAAUGACACAUUUAAAAAAAAAACUGCACUCUUGUUUUAGUUUAGUUUCAUCACUGAGGUUCAGGGCUGAUUGCUGGGUUUCAGUCCUGAGUCCAAAAGUCCCAGCUGCUGCAGCACGAUAGCAGCCUCUGUACCGCUGCUCCUCUCGGGGAAAGUCAUAGCCACAUCAUGGACUGCUGAAUUAGGCUCACUGAAAAUACUUUGCUGGCCUCAAAGCACGCUCGGUAGUGUGCCAACUUGCAAACGAAACGUGGACUGAUAACUCAUUUUAAGUCACUGCGAUUCAAAUUGAAAUUAAAGGAACAAUUUAGUGUUUUUCCAAUAAAUUCCACACAACAUGCAUGACAUCACUGCUUUACCCUUUUCCAGAGUGUCAUAGUUUAGUGCAGAGUUUGGAAAUGCGUUUCUGUUGGUUUCUCUACACUAGGAAAAUAAACUGAGGUUUGAACUGAGUUGUGUGGGCAUGGAGUUGGGGUUCGUUUUCUGAUCAUCUGCUAAGUGACAAAUCUAUCAACCCUGUGAUCUGGGUUUUUUCAUCUUCUCCAGUUAAUGGUUUAGAAUGUCAGAAAGUAAUUUUUUUUUUUUUUCGUCUAUUUUUCCUUCAUCCAGAAAUCUCAUUUCUGUGCUUUGCACACACCCAGUGGACCAGGAAGAUAUAUAAUAAUUUAUCAGCUAAUGCAAUUUUCAUGCUGAUUCAAGCCUUCCUGUUAAGAACCUUACAGAAUUCCAAAAGUGCUUUGGAAAAUGGCCACCAGUAGUAAUGUCAUGUGUGUUUGUGUGAUUUGUCAUGAAUGAGCUAAAGCAUAUCAGAUCAGUGCAGUGUGUGCAGUCAGGCUGCACGCGCCCCAGCAGCAUGUGGGACUUUCCGACUGCGAGGCAUCUUUGGGACAGAGGAUGCACUACCUUUAGGGGUCUGAAAUAGCUGAAGGUGGAGAGGCCAUAAAAUGCUGUCUGGCUGAAUUAUGUCGACAGAGUUAAAUGUAUAUAAUACAGCAUAUUGUUUUUAAAAAUGUAGUUUUCUAAUUUAUUUGCUCAGUCUUCAUUCCGAACUUGCUCAUAUUUGACAUGCAGCUGAGACCAGUCUUGGAGCAACACUUUACAAAUCAGUGUGUGAGGAUUAGAGUGGACUGGAUACUGGACAUCAACAAAUAACACACUUAGAUUAGGCUCGUUUUAGCUGUUUCUGCAUUGUGGACCAGUUUUAAAGCUAAUGCUGACUGAACAUAUGAGGCAAGGCUCUGAAUAGAGUUCACUGAAGUGGGGUUGUAUGAGGUACUGUUCUGUGGUCAGUAUAUGAUCUUAAUUAGAUGGUGGGAGGCAGGCCCCAGUGCUGUAACAUGAUUUAAUAGAUUAGUUCAGAUCCAAACACCACUUUGAAACCCGUAAGUCAGACAAUAACACAAAGUAACCACUGGAGGCAGCAGAUGCAAAAUACUUUAUACUAUUCAAAUGAAUCCAUAUUCAAAGAAUGAACUAAUAUUUUGCAGGAUUAGUGCCUUUCUUUAAAGUAUAUCAUUUCCCCACAGUUAGUACCAAGUUACACACUUGUCUCCAGAAAACCUCUGUGACUGUAUUAGGAAGUAAUAGAUCAACAAAAACAAGAAAGUUAGGAAAAAAAAAACAGAAUAAACAUGUAGAUUAUUGAAAUAUAGUAAACAGUUUAAGUACAUGUACAUAUGCAUGCAAACAUAUGUUUCGAUUUACAUACAGAAAAAUUACUACUUUAAAUGAGUUUUAAGUAUUGCUAUAUGACUUUAGUUCCCAGGUCAUACAGAUUCAUCUUGUUUUGUGGCCUGUCAUCUGAUCUUUACUUUGGCAGUAAGGUGGUUAUAAAUAAAAACAUAACUAGUGUUAGCUGAUGUUUGCGCCGACACAUAAGCCAGUAUAACAGAAUUGGCUGAUGAAAUAGUUAAAA
This is a messenger RNA of Archocentrus centrarchus (flier cichlid), 2606 nucleotides long. It is a transcript of the gene ppp1r11, whose product is annotated as protein phosphatase 1, regulatory (inhibitor) subunit 11. Bases 272 to 643 code for a protein of 123 amino acids. The record is from RefSeq and is a predicted model, not a curated record. Gene Ontology annotation, molecular function: protein phosphatase 1 binding; protein serine/threonine phosphatase inhibitor activity. NCBI's taxonomy places the organism in Eukaryota, Metazoa, Chordata, Actinopteri, Cichliformes, Cichlidae. Gene Ontology annotation, cellular component: nucleus. The transcript is spliced from 3 exons.